AUGAACGGGGCAAGUACACCAGUAGAGGGACUGAGCCACGUCGUCACGCUCAGGAUACCCUUCCUCAACGGAGAGCAUGCGGCGAUCGCCAAGCGCGCACUCGACGUCGACCGCGAGGUGAAUAUGGAGCUUGUGGAGCGGGAGACGGCUGUCGAGGGUAGUGUGCUCGUCGUCACAAUCCGCGCUGCGACGAUCCGCAUCAUUCGCCUCGCCACCAACGCCUUCCUCUCCUCUGCCGACCUCGUACUCCGCACCAUGGCCGAGUUUGCGCCCGACCCCGAUGCGCCCGAGGAGACGGACGCCGAGCUCGACGCUGCGGCGGCGGAGGCGAGGCGUUCCGGUGGAGGUAUGAAGGGAAUCGAGCUCAAGGGAGGCGUUGGGGCCGGCGGCGGUGAGGAAGUCAAGUAG
Molecule: messenger RNA, 408 nt
Organism: Cutaneotrichosporon cavernicola
Lineage: Eukaryota; Fungi; Basidiomycota; Tremellomycetes; Trichosporonales; Trichosporonaceae
Exons: 3
Coding region: 1-408 (135 amino acids)
Cellular component (GO): EKC/KEOPS complex
Source: RefSeq, a predicted model, not a curated record